AGGACAUCGCUGUUUCUAUAGUGAAUGACAUUUGCGCACCGGCUACCCCGAAAUAGAGAGGAAUACCUGGCUUGGAUGUCUAUAUUCCACUGAGAAAGCUGACCUUCAGAAAGCUGUAAACAUCUCUUAUUGCGUGUGGCAACAGAACCUGAAGACAAGCUGAUUGGUUGGACAAGGGAGCAGAGAGCUCUGGUUGGCUGUUGGAGAACCAUUAAACACCCACACUGUCAAUAGUGAGACCCAAAUAGUGGGUAUAUAGGCAGGUGUAUUUGUAGCUUGAUGCAACAGACUCAAAAUAUCAUCAAGUUGAAAAUUCCCCUCUAUUUUGGGACGACUCUUUUCUAUUCUCUUUCUCUUGUGCGAGCUUAACACUUUAAGGGGACCAUGGUUAUGUUGAAGAUCUCCGCAUUUCUUGUUGCUUACGCUCUGAUUCUUUGCCAGAUGUACAGCUCUAACGCAGCUCCAGCCAGGCCUGUACUAGAAUCGUCACAAGAUGGAACUACACUUACCGACUAUGAAGCGAGAAGAUUGCUUAACGCGAUUGUCAAAGAAUUUGUGCAAAUGACAACAGAGGACAUGGAGCAACAAGCUACAGAAGAAAACAGCCUGGGUAGACCAGUGUCCAAGCGCUGCUCCAGUCUCAGCACUUGUGUGCUGGGGAAACUGUCCCAGGAGCUGCACAAACUGCAGACAUAUCCACGCACCAAUGUAGGAGCGGGCACACCGGGCAGGAAGCGCAGUCUGGAAGAGAGCGAUGCAUUUGCUGGAUACGGAGACACACUAAAUCGUAUCUAAUCUGCGACUGCUGUAACCCAUGCUUGGCCUGAUAUGCAAGUGCAUGUGGAAUGUUUGCCUGACUGACUUGAAAGAACUUUUGUUUUCUACUUUCUU
Messenger RNA from Xyrauchen texanus (razorback sucker), 891 nucleotides. RefSeq names its product calcitonin/calcitonin-related polypeptide, alpha (gene calca). Bases 385 to 795 code for a protein of 136 amino acids. The transcript has 5 exons. Lineage: Eukaryota; Metazoa; Chordata; Actinopteri; Cypriniformes; Catostomidae. The record is from RefSeq and is a predicted model, not a curated record. Gene Ontology annotation, molecular function: hormone activity; calcitonin receptor binding. Gene Ontology annotation, cellular component: extracellular region.